AUGAGGUCCGAAAGAUCGUCGAAAGGCCCAUUUGAAGAAGAAGAAGAAGAAGAAGAAGAAGAAGAAGCAUCCUCUGUUAAAUCAGAUGAACACAUAGAGAUAGAAGAUGAAGAUGAAACUUUUGCAGAGGAUCCUGAAACUCCAAUAACACCCUCUUCUUCUUUUGUAGUCGAAAUAAGAUUACCAUCGCGAAUGUUCAUCUCUUCUUCUUUUGUCAAUUAUGUUUAG
This is a messenger RNA of Arabidopsis thaliana (thale cress), 228 nucleotides long. RefSeq lists its product as uncharacterized. The transcript has a single exon. The coding region runs from base 1 to 228 and encodes 75 amino acids. Lineage: Eukaryota; Viridiplantae; Streptophyta; Magnoliopsida; Brassicales; Brassicaceae. The record is from RefSeq and is marked reviewed.